Messenger RNA from Scatophagus argus, 1925 nucleotides. Its product is annotated as ADP-ribosylation factor-like protein 4D. Lineage: Eukaryota; Metazoa; Chordata; Actinopteri; Scatophagidae. The transcript has 3 exons. The record is from RefSeq and is a predicted model, not a curated record. Gene Ontology annotation, molecular function: GTPase activity; GTP binding. Gene Ontology annotation, biological process: intracellular protein transport; vesicle-mediated transport. The coding region runs from base 478 to 1086 and encodes 202 amino acids. Gene Ontology annotation, cellular component: cytoplasm.
CCUCUGCUCCUGCCACUGUUCGCCGGACAAGCAGGAUAGCAGAGCGAUUUGCACGCUUUAGCCUGGAGAACGACUACGGGAUUAUUUUUUUCGUCGAAACUUGGAUAUUUCUCACAAAUUCGUCGCACUGCAACAAUGUUGACUAGUUUAAAGAGUUUGGAAGUGCUGCCAGGUCCUCAGUGACUGCAGGUUGCAGUCGCCCCCGGCCCCCCCCCCACACAGACACUGUCUUCCUGCACCAGCCUUUGAAGCAAAGCCAGGAGUGUGAACUGUUCUCCAGACAAAUUCACCCCUCCCUGUCCUCUUCAAAGCGUCUCCAGAAACACACUUUUUUUUUUUGCUGCCAAAGAAACACAACCCAAGUGAGACAAGGACCCAGGAAAGCAGUGAGUUAGUGGGAGUUUAAAAGGAAGACCCACAAAAGGAAAUCAUUUAGUUGUGUAAAUAUUUAGAGGGAUUAUUUUACAGGACCUAAACAUGGGGAACCAGUUAACAGAAAUUGCACCCACCACCCCGUUCCUCCCUGGCUUCCAGUCUUUACACGUAGUGGUGAUUGGUUUAGACUCUGCGGGGAAAACGGCCCUCCUCUACAGACUCAAGCUGCGGGAAUUUGUUGAGACAAUCCCCACCAAAGGCUUCAACAUGGAGCGGAUUAAAGUACCCAUGGGGAACUCCAAAACCAAUACCACCACGUUCCAGGUGUGGGACGUGGGCGGUCAGGAGAAACUGAGACCCCUCUGGAAAUCGUACACCAGGAGGACGGACGGGCUGGUGUUUGUGGUGGAUGCGGCUGAGCCGGAGCGCAUGGAGGAGGCCAAAGUCGAGCUCCAUCGUAUCACCCGGUCGGCGGAGAACCAGGGGGUGCCAGUGCUGGUUCUGGCAAAUAAACAGGACCUGGAAGGAGCCGUGUCAGCCUCAGAGGUGGAGAAGGUGUUGUCUCUCCAUGAGUUGAGCUCAUCCACACUGCACCAUACGCAGGGCUGCUCAGCCCUGGAUGGCCAGGGCCUGCAGCCUGGCCUGGAGAAGCUCUAUGACAUGAUCCUAAAGAGGAAGAAAAUGCUCCGACACAGCAAAAAGAAGAGAUGAGGCGGAAGAUUGCCGAGGUGACUCUCUGAACCACUAUUUGUCUAAGGACCUUCUCAGCAGACAUGUCUGUGACACUUUUGGAACUUCAUUGGGUGAACCCAUAGAGAAGACCUGUCAGCCGCACAGACAAGUUUGGAUGUCUUCAAGCAAGUUCAAACUGUGGCUUUGAAGUCUGUUAACACCUUCACCCUCUAGACAUUUGGACAGAUCUACUUCCUGUGGGACUGUUUCUGCUCUUGAGCACUCUUCCCUGUCCUCAUCUCCAACUUUUAAAGGAGAAUGGCUAAGAGACUUACAGCUGCAGAGGAAAACCUGUGCAAUAUAAGAUGAACAUUCACUGAUGCACUCACUCCAAUACUGAAGGAUAUUUUGUACGACUACUCGUACAAACUGUAGUGCCAAGAGAAACCUGGACCAAGCAUUGUUUCUGUUCCUUUCACUAAGUUUAAAUGUCACACUUUGUUCUAAAUCAUUAUGUUGCAUGAUGUUCACCCAGAUACCUGCUUGGGAAUAUUAAGACAAUACUUUUGUUGAUCAAAAGAAGACUAUUAUGAUUAAUCUAGGUUAGUAAGUAUUCGGUUAGGUCUGCCACUGGGACUACAGUUAAAGAUGUGACGUUUACAGACUGACACAGUGAGCCUGCUGAAUCCAGCCCUGCAAGUUUAAAUUGUUUGUUUUUCACUCUCCACCAAAGUUGUUGCUUUGUCUCAAGUCUCAUGUAUAUCAGAUUUGGCUGAAUGAUUUGGUUGGUCAAUUUCAAACAAGGUGAUUUUACAUUGUGUCCUUUUGUUUUGUAAAAUGUUCACAUAUGAAUAAAUUAUUGAGUAAUUUUGGCAUUA